UUUCACAUCGCGCGAUCUUUGCUAAGAACUUGAUUUCAGAUACUCGCUGGUUCGCUCGUCAGACGCAAGGUCCGCUGCGCGCUGCUGCGCUCAUCGACGACGACGUUGUUGCGUUGAAAGAGAGGCAGAGCAGAAGAAGAGAGGCCGUGCAAGAGCUCCGACAUCUUUGAUUUUCUUCUUCCCAGCCAGCGUCGGAAGGCACACGAGAACUUGAUUUCAGAUACUCGCUGGUUCGCUCGUCAGACGCAAGGUCGCUGCCCGCUGCUGCGCUCCAGUCGACGACGACGUUGCUGCGUUGAAAGAGAGGCAGAGCAGAAGAAGAGAGCUCGUGCAAGAGCUCCGACAUCUUUGAUUUUCUUCUUCCCAGCCAGCGUCAGAAGGCACACGAGUGCAAGAAGUCUCAUGCCCAGCAGACACUACGACGGGAAGAUAAGUUUUCUUCGGGAGAGCCGGCUUUCGGAUCGAGGAGAGUGCUUCCUGUAGGCCCGGUUACAUUUCGCUCGCGCAUGCCAAGCAGCAAACGUUUCUUAAUCUCUGAGAGUGGAGGAGAGAAAGGAAGGUGCAGGUGCGUCCAUCUUCAGUCACGCUGCUGAACUGGCGACACGGGAAAUGGACUCCGCACACGAGGAACCGGAGCUUCCCUCCGCCAUCCAGGACCUUGUACAGCGUCUGGAAGGACAAGGCGAGCCUAUAACGGAGCUUCCCAGAUUAAGCAGGCCAGAAUUUCGGGAGUUCUUUCCCUAUGGUGAAUCACCCUCGACAGUCAUAGGGUGGCGAAGCCAAGUGCGUCGUCGAGUGCUGGAGGCAAUCGGCAGGUGCAACACCUUUGAGAUUCUGGACGUGUACAAUAUUUGUGGGGGAUAUAUAUCAAUGUUGACGCCGAGCGAGUGGGAGGUAGUUCUCAGAGGUUUCAGGUGUAGCACCGUUCUAAAAAAGAUAACCGUUUAUGGGUUAUUCUCUUCAGAUUCUCUUGAUGCGGAUAAAGAGAGCUUGUGUUUACAGCUGGGGAGAAUUCUGAAUUCCUCUAGCGGAACAGAGUUACAAGUGCGUGACGAAUUGAGUGCCAGAUGUCUCAGGAAUCUCGCCUCAGGUCUGCGAGGACGUUCCGAUUCUAAACUCAAGUCUUUAGAUUUAUUGGUAGCGUGGGAGGACUCGAGUGCGGUGAAGUAUGUGGCUGACAUGAUCAAUAGUGCUCCUCUAUUAGAAACGUUGCGUUUCGGCGGCUAUUGGGAGGACAUGGAGGACGAGACCCUUGGAAUCCUGUCCCAGGCUUUGAUCCAGAGCUUGGCUUUGAAAGAAUUUACCUUAGACUGCGCGGGGAAGUGGGCAGGGCCCUUGUUGCUGAAAGCAUUGGCCGGAGACCAUCGCAACCGAUCCAUUGAACGUCUUCGGCUGAGGAAGAUGGUUGGAUUCGGAGACUGUUUAAGGGAACUUCUUAUUUCCAACCCAUCAUUGAAGACAGUGGAGCUCUACCCAUCAUUGAAGGAAGUGGAGCUCUACCCAUCAUCGAAGGAAGUGGAGCUUGUCAUGGAGCCUGAGCAAGCGCACCAGCUCGGCGAAGCCAUACGUGACAAUGCCAUAGCGACAACUAUACUUGUUAGGUUUCGUGGUCAAGAAUGGAAGUCAAUAGAAGCUCUUGCUCGUUCUGCUAGCUCCGAUGUCAAUGACCCCACAGUGGAGCUUGAACUCCUUACUAGGAGUAAAGAUGAAGUGAUGUUAUCAUUAAACCUAUUAGGUAGGGUACUGCGCGGGGAAAUCACAUCUCUGAAAUCUCUGAGUAUAUUCUUUCUAUCACCGCUAGAUUAUAGAAAGAUUAUCACGUUCAGUAUACCCCCUAUGAAUGGAAAAAGUGGAGAAACUUCAGUCCUGAAGAGACUGGAAUUAUCUGUCCGAAGCGAAGAUCUUUCGAAGGAGCAAUGGGAGGACCUGCUUCGGUGCAUGCGAGGGAACCUCACUCACUUGGAUUUGUCUGACUCCGAACUCGACGAGAAGGCGUUCAGGGACCUGAUGGGGGUCCUGCAAGUUAACUUGGCUCUCCAGGAAAUCGACGUCUCCCGAACAUCAUGGGCAACUGACGGAAAGGCGGCGCAGAUUGAAGAGGCCCUGAAGCAGAAUCAAAAGCGGGCCGUCUACAUGUCUGUGUUCCGAGAAGCCAACUUAACAUUUGGAGAUGCAAAAGCUGGUAGACUCUUCUUAUGCGGCUCUCCUAGAGCAGGAAAAACUCAACUGCGUAAAACCCUGAUGAGUAUCAAUCAUAGCUGGCUACUCGGAAGCAGUCUAUCCAUUGAUUGGGUAGACUGCUUCCGAGUAGCUGAACGACUCUGGAGGACCAAAGGCAUCGAAGUGGAGUAUUUGCAAACUAUUGACAAAAUGCAAAUCUCAGUUUGGGAUCUUGCGGGACAAUCAAUUUUUCGUACCCUUCAGAAUGUGCUAUUUCCUCAAACCAACAAUUUUUGUGUUUUUCUUUUUGUGUAUAGCCCUUUUUGUGACAACACAUCUAAAAACAAACCAGACUCUUGUUUCAAAACCGAGUUGGAGGAUUGGUUAAGCUUCAUCACAUCCAGUGUUAAGAUCACGGGACGUGAUCUUCCCCAAGUUUUUGUUGUCAUCUCUCACAAAGAUAAAGCCAAAUACAGCUCUGUGAGUUGGACUCAGACCAUAAUUGAAGAACUCAACCAAAGAUUCGCAAAUUUUGUGGAUCUACUCCCUGUUCAAGAGUGUUUUCAUGUGGAUGCUAGGAAUAAAAAACAAAUUAUUCCUCUCAACCGUCACAUUCUUGAAAAUUUCAACAAGUUGUUGAGUGAAAAAUCUCCACAAGUUCCUCUAUUAUGUUCUCAACUCAUCUCCCUCUUCGUUGCAGAAACCAAGAAGAACAGAAGUUGCCCUCUGUGGUCAUAUGAUCAAUUUCAUGAUUUUUGUGCUCCCUACUUGAAAAAAUUCAUUCCUUCUUCUUCUCGUCACUUUGAGGAUGAUUCGAAGAUAAUGGAGUCUAUCAUAUUCUACUUGAAUGAGGUUGGAUCUAUCAUAUACAUUUCCAACCUUAAGUACAUCAUUGUAGAUCCCAACUGGCUUACUAAUACCUUCCUGGGUGAGCUGAUAGCUCUUGGUCAAAACUUUCAAGCUCAAGAGACAGAGUUUUCUAAUAGAACGUGCCCAUACGGUGCAAGCAAGGACGGAUUUGUGAGUGAGAGUGUCUUUGUUCGGUUGAUAGAAGAGUUUUUGCGAGAGCAAGCACAUGGCCAGAGUGGUGUGGGCAGAGAGCAGCUUGAAAACAUCCUUGUCAAUUUAGAUUUGUGUUUCAAGCUGGAAGAUAGUUCUCAGUAUUUCAUUCCUUCCUUCAUCCCUGAGCAUGCAAGCAAGGAAGAACAUGACCAUCAAGAAGGGGCGCACUUGAAGUUGAUGUGUUGGGAAAAUACAAGAGAGAAUUCACAGUUUGUUGGCAUUCGGAUUCAGUGCCAAGAUGGGAGAACAAUGUCAUUGACGGCUGCAUUUUUUCCACGCUUCCAGAUGUUCAUGAGACGCAAGUUGAAAUCCGAUAUGCAUGUUCUCGAGGAGAAUAUUACCUGCUCUCGACAUUAUCUACGACUUUUUGAUGAAGGGCAUCAAAUAUAUAUCGAGCACGUUCACAGUGAAAAGUCUCACAAAUACGUAGAUGUUUUGAUGUUAUGCUCAAGGCAUAAGUCAAGGGAGGAGGCUACUAAAUAUGUGAUGAGGCAUAUCGUCCAGGAAUUGAUAUUGUUUUGCGCAUCAUCAAAAGGCUGUCCCGGGGUGGCGUUAGUGCUAGGUGUGAUUCAAACAUUUUGCGUGGAGAAGCGGAUUCCGAGUCAUCUCAGAGGAGCCAUUCUGAUCGAGAAUCUGAAAUCGGACUUCAUUUGUAGCAUCAAAAACAAACUUGAGGAAACGUCAAUGGAAAGGUUGCACUUGAUGGAGAAGAAGGAAGAGUUGUUCAACUAUGAGCACUGUUGGCCCCAGAUUGAAGGGCACACUGGCGGAAUAUCCGAACGAGCAAGAGAUUUGUUGUGGGAGAGCGAUGUGGAAGCAAUUGUGAACGAGAUUCGACGGAAACAAAUUGAAGAAUUGAAGCCAUUGCACGAAGGUCUAAGUAGCGUGGACAAUGAUUUGUCUCAGUGUUAUCCUGAAGCUGAAAACAUGGUUAGCGACUCAAAUUUCCCGCCAAUGAAAGACCUCAAAUCACUCACAUCCAGGUGCUUGAGUCGUGCCAGCACAAGUGUGGAGAAUUCAAGUGUGGAGACCCAACUUUUUUUGUUCAAGAUGGACCAGCUAAAAGAAGAGCUUGUACAAAAGAUUGAUGGUUUGGACGAGAGGUUGAGAUUAGUGCAGAGCAUUCUGCAGAGAAUGGAGAUGAAGAUGGGACAAAUACUCUCUUUGCACCAAGAACUGCAGUCAACGCUGAGUGCAUUUGUGUCUAAAGUGGACAGGAUAAUUCAGUAUUCUGAUUCGCUUCAGCAGGCCAGUGUGCCCAAGCGACCUUACGUUACGAACGAUGUUAAUCUCUUCUAUCGAAUUAGUGCGCUUUUGCAUAACGGAACAACCGUUCGCUUACAAUUGAUGUGUGAGUCACUGACUGGGUUUCACACUGUCAAAGAUCAAGAAGGUUUGAAGAUACGCUUGGAUCGGGAGAAUAGCUCGUGGAUUCGGAAAACUAUCGAAAUCUCAUACAAAGUCAUGUUUUAUGCUAUGAAGCUCGUGGAUUCGGAAAACUAUCGAAAUCUCAUACAAAGUCAUGUAUUAUGCUAUGAAGGCUGGACUGGAUAAGACAGUCAGUUUGGGCGGGGCGAUUCCGGACUGGGGAGAUUUAAAAUCUGAUAUUGUUCAACUAGACGGUAUUAGUGAUGAUGAUCAUAGGGCAUUUCUCAAAGGCGGGGAAAACAAGGAGCUGCAAGAAGCAUGGUUGAGGAUUCAGCAAACUCUUGCGCCUCAGCUUCAAAAUCGUUAUUCCGAAAUCUUCAAGUUGUAUCAGGUGAAAUACGUCAGUUUAGAGAAAGGUGGGCAUGCAUGGGUGUGCGAGAAGUGCAUGAAUAAAGGCCUUCGUUGUGGAAUUUUGACAUGUUAGGAUUUUGAAGAGGUUAGAAUGUCACUAGGCAAUUGACAAGCAUAUGUUUAGACUGUCAUGCAAUAUACAACUCUGCAAAUUCUUCCUUGCAGUUUUCACAAGAAAUCUUUUAUAAUCUUUGCCGUCA
Marchantia polymorpha subsp. ruderalis is the source of this 5201-nucleotide messenger RNA. Lineage: Eukaryota; Viridiplantae; Streptophyta; Marchantiopsida; Marchantiales; Marchantiaceae. The record is from the annotation of a GenBank genome assembly.